Xenopus laevis (African clawed frog) is the source of this 1398-nucleotide messenger RNA. It is a transcript of the gene foxc2.L, whose product is annotated as forkhead box C2 L homeolog. Lineage: Eukaryota; Metazoa; Chordata; Amphibia; Anura; Pipidae. The record is from RefSeq and is marked provisional. Gene Ontology annotation, molecular function: DNA-binding transcription factor activity; DNA-binding transcription factor activity, RNA polymerase II-specific; RNA polymerase II cis-regulatory region sequence-specific DNA binding. Gene Ontology annotation, cellular component: nucleus. Gene Ontology annotation, biological process: regulation of DNA-templated transcription; anatomical structure morphogenesis; regulation of transcription by RNA polymerase II.
AUGAUGCAGGCGCGUUACUCCGUGGCCGACCCCAAUGCUUUAGGGGUCGUGCCAUACCUGAGCGAACAGAACUACUACAGGGCUGCGGGCACCUAUGGGAGCAUGGCCACCCCUAUGAGCGUGUACCCGACUCACGAGCAGUACACUCAGGGCAUGGGCCGGUCUUAUGGGCCUUACCACCAUCACCAACCGACUGCGCCCAAGGACCUGGUGAAGCCGCCCUACAGCUACAUCGCCCUUAUCACUAUGGCCAUCCAGAACGCCCCAGACAAGAAGAUCACCCUGAAUGGCAUCUACCAGUUCAUCAUGGAUCGCUUCCCUUUCUACCGGGAGAAUAAGCAGGGCUGGCAGAACAGCAUCAGGCACAACCUGUCCCUCAAUGAGUGCUUUGUCAAGGUGCCCAGGGACGAUAAGAAGCCAGGCAAGGGCAGCUACUGGUCCCUGGACCCGGACUCGUACAACAUGUUUGAGAAUGGCAGUUUCCUCAGGAGGAGGAGGAGGUUCAAGAGGAAAGACGUGUGCCGGGAGAAAGAAGAUCGGCUCCUUAAAGACCAGGGCAAAGCGCAAGGCCCCAUCUCCAGCCUGGAGCUGCCCAAGCACGAGAAGAAGAUUGUCAUCAAGAGCGAGUCCCCUGAGCUGCCAGUUAUUACCAAAGUGGAGAACCUGAGCCCCGACGGUGGCAGUGCCAUGCAGGACAGCCCACGCAGUGUGGCCUCCACCCCCUCUGUCUCCACUGACAACUCCAUCCCUGAUCAGCACCCGGCCAGCAAUGGCUUUAGUGUGGAGAAUAUCAUGACCCUAAGGACUUCUCCUCAUGGUGACCUGAGCCCAGUACCUCAAGUUCCCUGCCGGACUGGCAUGGUGCCCUCUCUGCCCAUUAACUACACCGCCCAGACGCAGAGCUCUGUUUAUAGCCAGGCCUGCACCCAAAGCAUGGACACUAGUGGGAGCUACCAGUGUACCAUGAGAGCUAUGAGCCUGUAUGCAGGUGACAGACCGAGCCACAUGUGCGCUCCAUCUUCCCUGGAGGAGGCCACUUCUGAGCAUCACAAUGGGACAAGUUCUCCUUUAACCUCCAUGAGCCUGGGUUCCGGCCAGGAGAGUGUGCUGACCUCUAGCCAUCACCAGCAAACUGCCACUGGGGGACAGACUGCUGCACCCUGGUACCUCAAUCCUGGCGCAGACAUUGGGCACCUCUCUGGGCACAACUUUGGCUCCCAGCAGCAGACUUUUCCCAACGUUAGAGAAAUGUUCAACUCUCACCGGCUUGGGAUUGAAAGCUCAGCCCUCAGUGAGCACCAGGUGAGCGGUAACACCAACUGUCAGAUCCCUUAUAGAUCAGCGCCCUCCAUAUACCGCCACAGCAGCCCUUACGCCUACGACUGCACUAAGUACUGA